This is a messenger RNA of Henningerozyma blattae CBS 6284, 513 nucleotides long. It is a transcript of the gene JJJ3, whose product is annotated as Jjj3p. The transcript has a single exon. The record is from RefSeq and is a predicted model, not a curated record. NCBI's taxonomy places the organism in Eukaryota, Fungi, Ascomycota, Saccharomycetes, Saccharomycetales, Saccharomycetaceae. Gene Ontology annotation, biological process: protein histidyl modification to diphthamide. Gene Ontology annotation, molecular function: metal ion binding. Bases 1 to 513 code for a protein of 170 amino acids.
AUGUCUCUAUUAUCUCAUUAUGAAAUAUUAGGUAUUGAUAGUGAUGCCACAGAAUCUGAUAUUAAACGUGCUUAUAAGGAAAAGUUGUUAGCUAUUCAUCCAGAUAAAAUCAAAAAUAAUGCGAAGGCAAAAGCAAACACAAAUGAAAAUAUAACUGGAAACGAAAAUAAAUCUCCAAUAAGUGUAAAUCACAUUCAAGAUGCUUAUAAAAUCCUUGUUGACUCUAAAAGUCGGCAACAAUAUGAUAAAGAAUUAGAAGAGCAAUUUAAAAAAAUGGGAUUCUUUAAUAAUGGAGAUGGAGUUGAAGAAAUUUCAUUAGAUGAAUUUGAAUGGAAUGAGAAAAAUGAAUAUCGUUUAAAUUGUCCAAGAUGUAAGCAAGUUGACGGGUUUGAGUUUGAUGAAGAUGCUUUGGAAGAGUAUGGGUAUCAAAAACGUGAUAGUUGCGAAUAUUUGAUGAUGAUACAGUGCAACUCAUGCAGUUUAUGGAUCAAGGUUGCUUACGAAAUGGUUUAA